Messenger RNA from Diaporthe citri, 651 nucleotides. RefSeq lists its product as uncharacterized. Lineage: Eukaryota; Fungi; Ascomycota; Sordariomycetes; Diaporthales; Diaporthaceae. The transcript has a single exon. The record is from RefSeq and is a predicted model, not a curated record. Gene Ontology annotation, molecular function: carbon-sulfur lyase activity. Bases 1 to 651 code for a protein of 216 amino acids.
AUGUCUUCGAAUGGAGACCAUGUGGAAAAGGUCAGCGAGCCUCAGCCCGCGUGUGAGGCACACCAGCACCAAGCCGGCUCGACCACCCACCGCGACCUGGACGAGUGGAAGCACCGCGAGCCGUACAAAAUCCACGAAACCGGCGAAGACUUCCCCGUGAGGUGGCGAGGAGGGUGCCACUGCGGGCGCGUGAAGUACCAGCUCAGCCGUGAGCGGCCCCUGGUUUCAAAAUACUGUCACUGCACCACGUGCCAGCGGCUUCACGGCGCCCCGUUCCAGUGGGCCACCAUCUUUCACAAGAAGGACAUCAACUUCACGCACGGCCAUCACGACCUGGGCUGGUACGACCCGACUGCAAAGACGCAGACGCAUCACCUCCCUUGCAAGGUGCAGUGCGCCUUCUGCCGGACGCCCAUCAUGGACGAGGGGAGGAACAUGAUCCUGCUCUACCCCACUCUCAUCGAGGGCAUUGAGACGCCCGAGGCGAGGAAGGCAUUUGAGUCUAAAUGCCACAUGUUCUACCACCAGAGAGUGGUAGACUUCAAAGGAGACGGGAUUGCAAAGUGGUCUGGGCUGGAAGGUGAGAGCGACUUGCUGGACGAUGAUGGGAACGUGGUCAAGAAAAGGAAGCAAGAAAAGGGAAAAGCUUGA